This is a messenger RNA of Penicillium pulvis, 687 nucleotides long. RefSeq names its product flavin reductase family protein. Gene Ontology annotation, molecular function: FMN binding. NCBI's taxonomy places the organism in Eukaryota, Fungi, Ascomycota, Eurotiomycetes, Eurotiales, Aspergillaceae. The coding region runs from base 1 to 687 and encodes 228 amino acids. The transcript is spliced from 2 exons. The record is from RefSeq and is a predicted model, not a curated record.
AUGUUCUACCAACCAGGAAUAACCGACCAUAACCUGACCCAUGAUCCAUUCAAGGCAUGCGUUGUGCCUCGUCCGAUCGGAUGGAUCUCCACCCAGAACAAGGACGGGCAGUCAAACUUAGCGCCGUAUUCGCAAUUCAACAACCUGACAUUCGACCCCCCAUAUGUGAUGUUCUCUUCCAACCAGAAGGUAGAUGGUACACGAAAAGACACGGUAGUGAAUGCCGAGCAAACCGGGCACUUUGUUUGGAACCUGGCAACCUGGGAUUUGCGCAACGCAGUGAACAUUUCGGCGGAACAGGUCCCGUACGGCGUGGAUGAGUUUGAGCGAGCCAAGGUCACCAAAGAGCGAGCUACCUUGAUGGAUAUUCCCAUGGUUCAGGAGUCUCCAGUGAAGUUUGAAUGUGAAUAUCACUCCACGGUCCGGUUGCCCGGUAAUCCUCCCAUGGGGACCGUGGACAUCGUAAUCGGCCGGGUGCUGGCAGUGCACAUCAAAGACGAAGUUCUGACGGAUGGGCUCCUGGAUGUUCGAAAGACCAAACCGCUCGCCCGUUGUGGAUACUACCAGUAUACCGUCGUCCAGGAGACAUUCGACAUGGUGAUUCCAGGCAUGUCGGAGGACGUGCUGUACGGGCUGGAAGGCAACGCAAAAAGCAAUCGAGAGGCCGAAGCACGAAAUACGCAGUGA